Molecule: messenger RNA, 3150 nt
Organism: Diplodia corticola
Lineage: Eukaryota; Fungi; Ascomycota; Dothideomycetes; Botryosphaeriales; Botryosphaeriaceae
Exons: 1
Coding region: 1-3150 (1049 amino acids)
Source: RefSeq, a predicted model, not a curated record
AUGAACCACUGGUGCACAUUCAAGGACUAUAAAUGGGUCGAAGAGAACCUACCAAAGCUGACCGAGCUGGACCUAAGCGACUUACAGGAUACCAUGUUCUGCGAUGAUGACUUCUUCGAUGGCUCCCAUCCCACUACCGACAUUCAGGGAAACCCAUCGACGAUAACCAAGGACCUCGAGACGUACGAACAGUUGCGCAGCCUCAAGGCGCUGUGGGGCCGUCUCGAGAAACUUUGGGUCAGGCACUGGGGCUGCGACCGGCUGCACAACUGGAAGCACAGGUCCGACGACUACGACAAGACCGACGCCGAUGCGGAAAUCCGCAGCCGUCGCAAGGCGGAGGCGGCCGACUUGGACGUCACGUCAGUGAUCGCGGAGUGCAGCAAGCUCCGGACACUUGCCAUCAGGGGGCCCUCGCUCAGUCCGGCGCUGAGCAGACUGUGGCGUCCGCGUCGAGCGUGCGCAGAGGACGACGGAGGCUCGCACGCGCAUUUCUGCACAAUCGUAAAGGGACUCGAGGACAACGCACCGGACUCUCUGCGGGCGAUUGAGUUCUACCAGGCUGAGUUUGCGCCGCGCAUGGUUGGGAUGUUGCGGGAGCGGACGAACAUCAGAAGGGUCUCUGUCUCUUUUGGAGAUGUGCUUCGUCGGUUUGCCUCGGGGCGGGAAGCGGAUGUUCGUAGAGACGAUGCGGGCGAGGAUGAGGUCGAAAACGUGGUGCUUUCAGGAAGCCAGUCAACUGCUCGUGAUAACGCCUUGUGCGAGUACGAGAAAUCAACCGAAGGAGUUGAGAAAGGGCGAUUUCACGAGUCACUCGCUGUGGAGCUGUUUCCACCGCAGAGGACAGUCAGACAACUACAGAACGGAGAGACCAGGGAUUAUCUUCACCAAUGGGCAAAUAGUCAACUACCAGCAGAGAGACAACCUGGGCCUGACUACGUCUUGAACGACAAAAGUGCACUGGUGGCGGAAUACCUGCUGACCAACAGACAUGAGAGCCCAGUCCCCGGCUUGAACCACUUCCUGAUCCAGUUGGCCGACGCUUUCAAUCACUGCGACAGCCUCUCUUGCAACGAUCAAGAAUUCAUGAACGAGAUCCCCGUCAGCCCUUUCUCCUUCAUCAGCUCAGGCCCGCAUCUUUCACAGUCCUCCCUCACCGGCAUCUUCGGAGACGCGAAAGACGACCGAUCCAUCCAAGCAUUCCGCCUCCUCCACCAGCGCUUCGGCUGGGCACCGCUCUGGGACGUCGAUCCCCUCUUCGACGCCCACAACUUCCCAUGGAACGUAGGCAUCGAGCUCCCAACACUUGAGGGGGAAGACCAAACGCAAACCAUCGCCCGCCGCCUCGUCGCCCCCAUCCUCGGCGCCCUCCACGCACUGUCCCACGCCGGCAUCCCCGUCCGCCUCCUCGUCGGCAACCGGCCUCGCUCCUGUUUCCCCAACGCAGGCCUGUACUGGGGCGCCACCGUCGUGGGACAUCCCGCCGACCGUGACUACGCCUCAUGGCUCACCAUCCCCGUCGACGAUGCCGACCUCGUCCGCCGUGACGACGGCUCGUCGCGGCGUACUACUACUCCCUCGGCUACUGCCACGGUGGCAGAGACUCAGCCGCUGCGAAAGGAAGAAGAGGGGAAGGAGAAGGAGAAGAAGGGCCGGCAGCUCGCCCUCGAUGCAGCCGCCGGCGCCGAUUCCGUCGACACAUCUACCACGACGUCGAUGAUGACGACGGCCGCCGCCACUGCCGCCGCCGAUCCCAACACCAUCGCCGCGUGUGCGGACGAGCUGGUGAUCCGCUACCAAGACUGGACAGGACCAGUAGCGGAGGAAGAAGGAGAGGAGGAAGGAGAAGAGAAAGAAAAAGAAGAAGAACACGGCCUAACCCCAACCCCAACCCCGGCCUCAGCCCCAGCCCCAGCCCCAACCCCAACCCCAACACCAGCCGCCUCCUCCACCCCCGCCAACCCAAACCCAAACCCAAACCCAGGCCCCGACCACCGCAGCGCCAUCUUCCUCGCCCGCGAGGCCCGCGGCUGGCAGGCGUGGUGGCGGCGGGCGGCGCUGCGCUUCACGCGGCUGCGCCGGCUGCGCGUGCGCAUGCCCCGCUGCUUCGACGCGUACGACAGCCCGAGCUUGGCGGCGCUGUUGCUGUUGCUGGUGCCAUUGCCGCCGAAGCGGCGGGGCUCGGGACGGCGGGGCUCGGGACGGCGGGACUCGGGACGGCGGGACUCGGGACGGUGGAGGGAGGGGCAGCGGGGAGGUGGGCAGCAGGGAGAUGGGGGGAGGUGGGGGAGGUGGGGGGUUGUGUUUGGGAGGGGGGAGGUGGUCGGGGCGGGGGAUGGGGAGGGAGAUGGGAGGGCGGUUGAGAGGGGGGAGGGUGGGGUGGAGUUUAUCGUGAGGGAGUGGGCGAGGAGGGGUGGGGCGAGGGAUGUGGUGUUUGAGGAGGGGCCGGAGGAAGAGGGGGAGGAGGUGAGGAGGAGUAGCGACGGGGUUGUGGCGGAGGAGGAGGCCGCCGUGGCAGGGUGGUGGAGGGAGAUGAGGGUGAGGCAGGGGAGGAGGUUGUGGAGGGAGUUUGUGAGGGUUGCAGAGGAGUUGGGUUUGCUGGAUGAACGCAUCUCGUCGACAGUGGUGGGUCGGGGCGAGACGACGUCGACUACGCAAGUCAAAGCGACUCCAGGCGACGACGACGACGACGACGACGACUACGACGACGAAGGGUUGGACCAGCUGCUGUUUGGUGAAUCCUUUGCGGUUUCUAAUGGCCAGUUACAAGUGCCGGAAACGCAGCCUCCUCGUGUUCUUACUCCCAUCACGCCAGAGAAGACCCCGACACCUCCGCCAGAGCAGAUGCCGUCUUCUACGCCAGCACCGACCCCGCCACCUCCGUUAGAAGCACCGGAGAUCUCGCUUGUAUCGGCAGAGGUGAAGCAGAGCGAAGAUGUGGCGGAGCUGAAGCCGUCGUCCAAUCCAAAAAGACCUCGAAAGAGAGGCGCCACUCCGAAGAAGCAAUCCAAUGCCGGCAGCAAGCGGACGAGAUUGAGUAAGGAUCAAGAGCCUGAGAUAAUGGAAGGGUCGUCUCCUCCGCCGCCCAAGAAGGCAAAGACUAGGAAGAAGUCGAGAUGGGAGAGGGAGUUGGAGUUGCUCCAAAGUUGA